AUGAACGCCUCAGAUGCGAAAGAAAUUCAAGAACGGCUUGAUCGUCUUGAGGGUCAACAAGGGAACUCAUAUGACAUCACGAAAGGUCAAAUCGAAGUCAUCAAUUCUACGCUUUUCCGACUGCAACACACAGAGGAAAUCGUGCAGAAAAAUGAAGAAAUUCUAUUGAACGCGACACAGCAGCUGUCAGAACGCAUGGAGGCGAGAUUCAACACAACGUUGGUUCGUGACGACAUGGACGAACAUUUCAUGGUCAUCACAGCAGUUCUUGAUGGAGCGAUGAGAGACGCAAGAAAAAUUCUGCGCCUUCUGACAGACGAAAGAGGAAGGAUCCUGGGAACAGGAGUUCUCUCAGAGCAACAUCUGGUAGAGAUUCUGAAGAAAGCUAAAUUGCCAACAGGAUUCAGCUUUCCGAUAGAAGUUGGUAUUAACGUUAUGCACAAGUUGGAGAGAAUUUCCACCAUCAGUAUUCACACUUUCAACACGAGAAUCGUGACGAUGUUGGAAAUACCGCUGGUAAACUCUCAAAUCUACAGCGUAUAUAAACCGCAUGGAUUGCCAGUGAAAACGGUUGAGGGAUAUUACUCAUAUAUCGAACCAGAAAACGAGUAUUUAAUUAUCCACGGGCCGACGCAGCAGUUCAUUCCAAUGACGUCAGAGCAGUUGGGGAAUUGUAAGAGACUCGACGGGCAAUACCUGUGCACGGAAAUACUGCCUACGCAAGCUAUACGGCCGUAUAGUCCCUGUGAGGUGCACAUGUACGUUGACCCCGGGAAAAUUCCAGAUUCAUGUGUCGUAAAACACAUCAUGUUGAAACGUCUACUCCUCAUUCACCUGACCUCGGACAACGCAUGGCUUUACGCAGCGCCACAUCCAGAGGAGAUCACCGUUCGAUGUGGGCAGAAGGAGAAUAGAAGCAUCCUAGAAGGGACGGGAAUCUUACAGAUAGAUAACUUAUGUGAAGUUAUCGCCGCAGAUUUCACAAUCAGAGGACGAAAGUCGUCAGGAGUACGUCUCGAUCUGCAUAUUCAUCCGAAGAUGAACUUGACUCUGAGCGAGAAUACGAGCAACUACCUGAAAGAGGGCCAGCUGAACCUGAAAGAUGUCCAUCUUCGCAGUGUGGUACGAAAUGUCAAGGAGCUGCAAGGACUACAGGCGGACUUGGAACAAGAAAUGAAACGGUUGGAUGCAAAUGCGACAUUCUUUGGCAUCCCAGACCUCCUCGCACAUCCAGCAUCAAUUAUCUCUAGCGCAACGAUAUUUCUCCUCAUCAUUACAGUGCUAUCACUGUGCUGUUGGUGCCGACGUACCGGUUCGGUAAUCCGAGAGUUGAUAGGAGGAACCCAGGCACCAUCUCACCCAUAG
Molecule: messenger RNA, 1365 nt
Organism: Diachasma alloeum
Lineage: Eukaryota; Metazoa; Arthropoda; Insecta; Hymenoptera; Braconidae
Exons: 1
Coding region: 1-1365 (454 amino acids)
Source: RefSeq, a predicted model, not a curated record